Molecule: messenger RNA, 1297 nt
Organism: Poecile atricapillus (Black-capped chickadee)
Lineage: Eukaryota; Metazoa; Chordata; Aves; Passeriformes; Paridae
Product: cytochrome P450 11B, mitochondrial-like
Biological process (GO): cholesterol metabolic process; glucocorticoid biosynthetic process; cellular response to peptide hormone stimulus
Cellular component (GO): mitochondrial inner membrane
Molecular function (GO): corticosterone 18-monooxygenase activity; iron ion binding; steroid 11-beta-monooxygenase activity
Source: RefSeq, a predicted model, not a curated record
AUGGCCGACAGAUACUGGGAUGGGCACCGGGAGCUGCGCGGGCACCGCCGGGGGCUCUUCCUGCUGAAUGGUCCGGAGUGGCGCUCAGACCGGCUGGCUCUGAACCGGGCCGUGCUGUGUCCAUCCGGCGCGCGCCGUUUCGUGCCGCUGCUGGACGCGGUGGCGCGGGAUUUCGCCCGGAGCCUGCGGGGCCGAGUGAGCGCCGCCCCCGGGGGGGCUCUGACCAUCGACCCCCACCCGCUGCUCUUCCGCUUCACCCUGGAGGCCAGCAGUUUCGCUCUGUACGGGGAGCGCCUGGGGCUGCUGGGGGGGGUCUCGGGGGUCUCGGGGGGCGCCCAGCGGUUUUUGGGGGCUCUGGAGGAGAUGCUGGACACGACCCUGCCCCUGCUCUUCCUGCCCCGCCCCCUCCUGCGCCUGCACCCCCCGCUCUGGCAGCGCCACCUCCGCGCCUGGGACCUCAUCUUCCAGCACGGUGAGACCCCCGCCCAUGGGACCCCCACCCCCGAGACCCCCUCAUCUUCCAGCACGCUGGCGGAGCUGCUGCUGCAGGGGCUCCUCCCCCUCCCCUCCAUCAAAGCCAACGUCACCGAGUUCACGGCGGGAGGAGUGGACACCACGGCGAUCCCGCUGCUGUUCACGCUGUUCGAGCUGGGUCGGAACCCGGGGGUGCAGCGGGCGCUGCGGGAGGAGCUGCGGGCGGCCGGGGCGGGGGGGUCGCGCCCCCUGCCCGAGCUCCUGGCGGCGCUGCCGCUGCUGAAAGCGGCCAUCAAAGAGACCCUGAGGCUGUACCCGGUGGGCAUCACCGUGCAGAGGUACCCGGCCACCGACGUGGUGCUGCACAACUACCGCGUGCCCGCGGGGACGCUGUGCCAGGUGGCUCUGUACGCCAUGGGCCGCUGUCCCGACGUCUUCCCGCACCCCGAGUGCUACGACCCCUGGCGCUGGCUCGGCAAGGACGACACCACCUUCAAGGCCUUGGCCUUCGGCUUCGGCGCGCGCCAGUGCAUCGGGCGGCGCCUGGCCGAGGCCGAGAUGAUGCUGUUCCUCAUGCACGUCCUGAGCAAUUUCAGCAUCGAGGCCGUGUCCACCGAGGACGUCCCCACCGUUUUCCGCUUCAUCCUCAUGCCCGAGAAGUCGCCGCUGCUGACCUUCCGCACCCUGGACUGAGCCGGCGCGGUCCUGGGGGUCCCUGGGGGACCCCCCCGGUGCCGUGGGAAAAGCCGCUGGGAUGGGGGUGGGGCAGGACCCCACCCCGAGCUGGGAGGAGUUAUGCAAAUCACACACAAAUCACAUGCAA